CUUGGUUUCGUCAGAAAAAUAAAGAGACAAGUUCAAGUGUUACAUCUCCUCUUGUAACAUCACUUGUGGUUUGGUUACAAUUAAAAUGAGUCAGGUUUUUAGUAAUGAUGCUGUGGCAAGGGCCGUGGAAGAAAUAAAAAGUGGUCCUAGUUCACGGAGACAUGCUGAUAUUUUGGCGCCACAUAUUCACAAAGUUGAAUCUCCUCCUAAACAGACACUUUUCCAAGAAAUCAAACAUUCUUUCAAUGAGACUUUCUUCUCAGAUGACCCUUUUGCCAAGUUUCAGGGUCAAACAAAAUCAAGAAAGUUUAUUCUAGGAGUCCAAUCUGUUUUCCCUAUUUUUGAAUGGGGACAGGGCUACAACCUUCAAAAGUUCAAGGGUGAUUUCAUUGCUGGACUCACCAUUGCAAGUCUUUGCAUUCCUCAGGAUAUUGCAUAUGCAAAGCUUGCAAAUUUAAAGCCAGAAUAUGGACUAUAUACAAGUUUUGUUGCUCCUCUUGUGUAUGCUUUCAUGGGAAGUUCAAGAGAUAUUGCCAUAGGACCUGUAGCUGUGGUGUCCCUUUUGCUUGGAACCUUGCUAACUGAUGAGAUCAGUGAUUACACAGAUCCUGACUAUCUGCGUCUUGCAUUUACUGCCACUUUCUUUGCAGGAAUCACUCAAAUGGCACUAGGAUUUCUCAGGCUUGGUUUCUUGAUUGACUUCUUAUCUCAUGCUGCCAUUGUUGGAUUCAUGGGUGGAGCUGCUGUUACUAUUGCACUGCAACAGCUUAAAGGUCUUCUUGGCGUUAAAGACUUCACUAAGAAAACUGAUAUUGUUUCUGUCAUGAGAUCGGUUUGGAGUGCAGUCCACCAUGGGUGGAAUUGGGAGACAAUAGUAAUUGGACUAGCAUUCUUGGCUUUCCUUCUUACAACAAAGUAUAUUGCUAAGAAGAAUAAGAAACUCUUUUGGGUAUCUGCAAUUUCUCCUAUGAUAUGUGUUAUACUGUCUACUUUAUUUGUAUUCCUUACAAGAGCAGACAAGAAAGGAGUAGCAAUUGUGAAACAUAUUAAAAAAGGUGUAAAUCCAUCAUCUGUUAGUGAAAUAAUUUUGAGUGGAAAAUAUCUCAGUGCUGGUAUUAGGAUUGGUGUGGUGUCCGGUAUGGUAGCACUCACUGAAGCUGUGGCCAUUGGAAGAACAUUUGCUGCAAUGAAAGACUAUUCACUUGAUGGUAACAGAGAAAUGGUGGCACUUGGAACGAUGAACCUUAUUGGUUCAUUGACAUCUUGUUAUGUUGCUACAGGAUCUUUUUCGCGGUCGGCUGUGAACUAUAUGUCUGGUUGUAAAACUGCUGUAUCAAACAUAGUUAUGUCCAUCGUUUUGUUGUUAACUCUGCUACUAAUUACACCGCUGUUCAAGUACACUCCAAAUGCAGUGCUUGCCUCAAUUAUUAUAGCUGCUGUGAUGAGCCUGAUAGACAUUGAAGCAGUUAUUCUUCUGUGGAAGAUUGAUAAAUUUGAUUUUCUAGCUUGCAUGGGAGCCUUCUUUGGGGUCAUUUUCAAAAGUGUUGAGAUUGGCCUUCUAAUUGCGGUGAUAAUAUCUUUUGCUAAAAUCCUUUUACAAGUGACAAGACCAAGGACUGCAGUACUUGGGAAGCUUCCAGGGACUACUGUAUAUAGGAACAUCCUGCAAUAUCCUAAAGCAGCACAGAUUCCUGGCAUGCUUAUCAUUAGGGUUGAUUCGGCAAUCUACUUUUCAAAUUCCAACUACAUCAAGGACAGAAUAUUGAAGUGGUUGACUGAUGAAGAGAUUUAUAGGACAGCAAGUGAAUUUCCAAGUAUACAAUAUCUCAUUGUUGAUAUGUCACCUGUUACUGAUAUUGACACUAGUGGCAUCCAUGCCUUUGACGAUUUACUUAAGAGCCUCAAGAAAAGAGAUGUCCAGCUUCUUCUUGCAAAUCCAGGACCGAUUGUAACUGAGAAGCUCGAAGCAUCAAUGUUAACAAAAACAAUCGGGGAAGAUAAAAUAUUUCUAACAGUAGGAGAUGCUGUUGAAACUUUUGGUCCAAAGGGUACAAAUUUAUGAGGAAUAUAACAAUUGAAGUUUUUAAACAAGAUAUGCAAGAAAGUGUGUGUGAAGCUGUUAAGGGAGCUCUUAGGAACUCUUGUAAAUUUGUUGUUUUGUAGUUUUGUUUGAUUUUCAUUGAUUAGUAUUUCCAAUUGAUGUGAUGUACAAAAGAAAUGUGUUUUCUAUUUGAUUAUACCUCUUUGUUUAUUUUAUGAUGUGGAAGCUAAUAAAACCUUUGUUUAUGAAUUAUAUAAUUGAAAAUCAAAA
Molecule: messenger RNA, 2311 nt
Organism: Cicer arietinum (chickpea)
Lineage: Eukaryota; Viridiplantae; Streptophyta; Magnoliopsida; Fabales; Fabaceae
Product: high affinity sulfate transporter 2-like
Biological process (GO): sulfate transmembrane transport
Cellular component (GO): membrane
Molecular function (GO): secondary active sulfate transmembrane transporter activity
Source: RefSeq, a predicted model, not a curated record